Macaca mulatta (Rhesus monkey) is the source of this 3229-nucleotide messenger RNA. RefSeq names its product dual specificity phosphatase 15 (gene DUSP15). NCBI's taxonomy places the organism in Eukaryota, Metazoa, Chordata, Mammalia, Primates, Cercopithecidae. Gene Ontology annotation, molecular function: protein tyrosine phosphatase activity. The record is from RefSeq and is a predicted model, not a curated record. Gene Ontology annotation, cellular component: cytosol; plasma membrane. Gene Ontology annotation, biological process: protein dephosphorylation; signal transduction.
GGCCGCCGCGGCCCGGCGCUGACCAGCUCCGUCCGCCCGCCUCUGACCUUCUGGUCUCGCCGGUCUCUGUGCGGCGGCAUCUCCGUGUUCCUGUGGCUUGAGACCGCGGCUGUCGGGUCUCUCCUUCUCUGACCCUGCGUCUCUGUCCCCGCUGUGUCCGCCCUCUCUCCUAGACUCUGUGUCUCUCGCUGUGUCUUGUUUUGGCUGUCACUCCCGGGCUGUCUCCCAGUACUUCCCGGACUCUACCUCGGAAACUUCAUUGAUGCCAAAGACCUGGAUCAGCUGGGCCGGAAUAAGAUCACACACAUCAUCUCUAUCCAUGAGUCACCCCAGCCUCUGCUGCAGGAUAUCACCUACCUUCGCAUCCCGGUGGCUGAUACCCCUGAGGUACCCAUCAAAAAGCACUUCAAAGAAUGUAUCAACUUCAUCCACUGCUGCCGCCUUAAUGGGGGGAACUGCCUUGUGCACUGCUUUGCAGGCAUCUCUCGCAGCACCACGAUUGUGACGGCGUAUGUGAUGACUGUGACGGGGCUAGGCUGGCGGGACGUGCUUGAAGCCAUCAAGGCCACCCGGCCCAUCGCCAACCCCAACCCAGGCUUUAGGCAGCAGCUUGAAGAGUUUGGCUGGGGCAGUUCCCAGAAGCUUCGCCGGCAACUGGAGGAGCGCUUCGGCGAGAGCCCCUUCCGCGACGAGGAGGAGUUGCGCGCGCUGCUGCCGCUAUGCAAGCGCUGCCGGCAGGGCUCUGCGACCUCGGCCUCCUCCACUGGGCCGCACUCCGCAGCUUCCGAGGGAACCCUGCAGCGCCUGGUGCCACGCACGCCCCGGGAAGCCCACCGGCCGCUGCCGCUGCUGGCGCGCGUCAAGCAGACUUUCUCGUGCCUCCCUCGGUGUCUGUCCCGCAAGGGCGGCAAGUGAGGAUGCAUUCCCGCCGUGGCUCCCCACUUCCUCCCAACUGGCUGCCUUCGGGGGCUGUCGGCGCCUUCCACGCCCCCCAGGAUGGGCCCAGAGGCUGGGGGAGCCCCGCGGCGGCCUGAACCCUGCCUCCCUCGCCCACCCUGCUCAUCCGCGUCUGCAGUCAGCAUCCCCAACCUGUGCGUCUCUGUGUCCGGGCCGGCCGGCUGCAGCCACCUGGUGCCUUAGUCCGUGGGCUGGGGGAGGGGGCCCACCCUUAAAGGCGGCGGGAGGGGAGGGAGGGGGAGUGGAGGGUUGGACGGGCCUGGAGGGUAUUAAAGAGACACAGAAGAAGCUGCCUGUCCGAGUGCCUCCCAGUCAUUCAACGAAGGCAAGGCAGCACCAGCGGGACUCUGCCAGGGGCCAGCAGCCUGCAGGAAAGGGGAUGCGAGGGAGCCUGCAUCCCCUGGGGCCUGAGGAGCCCACCACCCUCCCGCAACUGUAGUCUGCGGAGUUGCCUCCUGGGACCGCACCUCCUUCUCUAAAACCUCCCCUCUCCCACCCAACAUACAUCUCUCCCAAAGCCACCGUGUCCCGCCUGACAAGGCCUGAGUUCCUCCUUAUCUCGGAACCUCCUGCCACCUUUUGAAUCCCUCUCUUCCACCCUGAGUGGCCACUCCGCUCCCCGACUCCCUUCCCAUCCCUGUGCACAAAUACUAGCUAGGAAGAUAAGGUAGUGCCUCCCUCAUCCUGACCUUUUACUGCAUGAGUUUACUUAAUCCUCAGGGAGGAAACAGAGGCUCAGAGAGAUCAGGCAGCUUGCCCGAACACACACAGCCAGAGCAGGGGAAGCUGGACGCUAGCUUAGUCAGUCUGAGUCCCACGAUGGCAGGUAGUUAGGAAGUAGCUCCUCUGGUUUGGGAGGUUCCUGACAAGGAGGCUCCACCCCCAGCCAGUGGGAAUGACCCUUCCUGCCAAGAUUUUAAAGGCCAGGGCUGCCCAUCAAAGCAGUAGCUGGCUCUGAGGAUGAGUAGAAGUCACUGCAGCUGAUAUUUCCAAAACUAUACCCAAAGUUGAGAGGGAUUGAAAAUAGCUAUAACCCAAUAGCCCCUUGUAUGGGAUUCUUAAUAUGCACAAACCACUGUGCUCAGGGCUGCCGGGGAGGCACCGAUUCCAGCACUGGAGUUGGGGGAUGGACAAAAUAACCUUCAGCUGCCACCCCAACUUCCUACUCCUCAUUCAUGCAACAAAUGUCCAUUGAGUACCUACUGUGUGCCAGCCAUUGUGUUCGGCCCUCGGUAUAUAGCAAUGAGCAAAACCUCUGCUUUCAGGUAGCUGCCAUUCCGGUCGGGAAGAUACCAGAUAAAAAAUACGCCGGGUGGUGAGGGAGUGGACCAUUUGGUUAUCUGGGGGAAGCAUUCCAGGCAGGCAGAACAUUAAGGGAAAGGCCAUGAGUUCGUAACCUCCUUGCCAGUAGCCUCCAAAACCAGAAGGAGUUACUUCCUAACUACCUACCGUCAUGAGUUAGGGUCUUUCCCUUCACAGUUAAUGUGAAGAGCAAAGUGGCUGGACUUACCAGAGUGCAGGGAGCCCACAUCCUCCAGGCUGGUUAGUUUAAAUGGCAACCAGAUGCCCCAUUUAAAACACCUUCUAUCUCUGAUGGUGUCUUCCCCUAUUUAAAAGUUUCCAUGGAGGCGGAGGCUGCAGUGAGCCAAGAUCGCACCACUGCACUCCAGCCUGGGCGACAGAGCGAGACCCUGUUUGGAAAAAAAAAAAGAAGCCUCCAUGGCCCCCAUCAUCUAUAGGACUGAUCUGAUGUUCCAGAUCAAUCCUUCCAGAUGCUUCAAGAGCCAGGCGGCUACUGGAAUAUGGGGCUGGAGGAAAGGAGGAGCACGAAGAAAGCCCUCCUAGCAGGUACACAUCAGGAACAAUGCUUCCAGUCUCUGGUCAAUGCUGGCCAGGUGCCCAGCUCUGUGCCCACUGCUGUGCAGAGGGGCAGGGAGUGAGGGGCGUUCUCUCUCAGAGCCUCAGUUCCAUGAAUACAGCAAGGAAUGGAGCAAUCUGAGCAACUUGAUCUCUUUCAUAUCCCACAUCUCCUUUGACAAUUUAAUGAAAGAUGCAAACCCCAGAAAAAAAUGCAUAGACAUGAAAUUUACAUUCACUUUUGGGGGUCAGAGACCCCCACCAAGAAUCCACGAAGUGCAGGUGUAGCUGUCGGCAGGCAGUGUGGGGCACACAUUUUGGCUCCUGGCUGCACUACCCACUAGUCCUGUGACCUUGUUAGAGGGUUUAACCUCUCUGAGCUCAGUCUUAACAUUAAAACAGGGCAUUAUACCAA